This is a messenger RNA of Numida meleagris (helmeted guineafowl), 1541 nucleotides long. RefSeq names its product serpin B10-like. Lineage: Eukaryota; Metazoa; Chordata; Aves; Galliformes; Numididae. Gene Ontology annotation, molecular function: serine-type endopeptidase inhibitor activity. The transcript has 8 exons. The record is from RefSeq and is a predicted model, not a curated record. Bases 141 to 1379 code for a protein of 412 amino acids. Gene Ontology annotation, biological process: negative regulation of endopeptidase activity.
CAAAGUCAUGAGUCAUAGGAACCUUUGAAGAACAGGUCAGGCAGAAUAUAAAUUCAGCCUACCCAUCAUGCGAAUUGCAGAAACCUAGGAGAGACCCAGAGCAGCAGUCUUCCUCCCUGCAUAAAACAAGGUUCAGAACAAUGGAAGCUUUAAAUAAAGCAAACACAAGCUUUGCUCUUGACUUUUUCAAACAUGAGUGUCAGGAAGAUGACAACGAGAACAUUUUGUUCUCCCCUUUUAGUAUUUCAUCUGCCCUGGCUACUGUGUAUUUGGGAGCCAAAGGCAACACUGCAGAUCAGAUGGCAAAGGUACUCCACUUUAAUGAAGCUGAAGGAGCCAGAAACGUCACCACAACCAUAAGAAUGCAAGUCUAUUCCAGAACAGAUGAACGCCUAUCAAAUCACCGUGCCUGUUUCCAGAAGACAGAAAUUGGCAAAUCAGGUAAUAUCCAUGCUGGGUUUAAAGCACUGAACUUGGAAAUCAACCAACCCACUAAGAAUUACCUGCUUAGAAGUGUCAACCAGUUAUAUGGAGAAAAAUCACUGCCUUUCAGUAAGGAAUACUUACAGUUAGCCAAGAAAUACUACAGUGCAGAACCACAAUCAGUUGACUUUGUGGGAGCAGCAAACGAAAUCAGAAGAGAGAUCAAUUCCAGCGCUGAACACCAGACUGAAGGCAAAAUAAAAAAUCUGCUGCCUCCUGGAUCCAUAGAUUCACUCACCAGGCUAGUCCUGGUAAAUGUGCUCUACUUCAAAGGAAAUUGGGCAACAAAGUUUGAAGCUGAAGAUACCAGGCAAAGGCCUUUCAGAAUAAAUACGCAUAUAACUAAACCAGUACCAAUGAUGCACCUGAGUGAUACAUUUAAUUGGACCUACAUAGAAUCAGUCCAAACUGAUGUUCUUGAGCUUCCAUAUGUCAAUAAUGACCUCAGUAUGUUCAUCCUGCUUCCACGGGAUAGCACUGGCCUACAAAAGCUAAUAAAUGAAUUGACUUUUGAAAAAUUGUCUGCAUGGACCAGUCCAGAAUUAAUGGAGAAGAUGAAAAUGGAAGUGUAUCUUCCCAGGUUCACAGUAGAAGAGAAAUAUGACCUGAAAUCUACUUUGAGCAAGAUGGGGAUAGAAGACGCUUUCACUGAAGGUCAAGCUGAUUUCACGGGAAUGUCAGAGAAUGCUGAUCUGUUUUUGUCACAAGUUUUUCACAAGUGUUAUGUGGAAGUCAAUGAAGAAGGCACAGAGGCAGCGGCUGCCAGUUCAGCAUCUCUAGCAUCACGAACCCUUGGUGCUACAGUUAUUUUUGUGGCAGAUCACCCUUUUCUCUUCAUUAUCAGACACAACAAGACCAAGUGCAUUCUUUUCUUGGGAAGGUUCUGCUCCCCCUAGAAAGCCAACUAUUAAUAAACAAACCCUUACAACAACAAUUAUGAACACAAUGUACACCAUGAAGAACACCUCCAUAGACUGUGCACUUUAUCAUUUUCCCGUACUAUUGACAAUCUCUGUUAGAAGAGAGCUCAUAUUAAAAAAUAACACAAAUUCAAACCU